ACUACGCGGAAGUGGCAGGCGGAAAAACCUCGGCGGAAACGGUCGGGUCUGUCAAGAGGAGAACUGUUUGUUGGCACAAAGAAUUUCACCUUAACAAAUACCCUUAGCUUUUUUCCCCCCCGGAUUCAAUUACCCACUACUAUGAUCCUGUUAGAAAUCAAUAACCGCAUCAUAGAAGAGACGCUGUCGCUCAAGUUCGACGGAGCUUCAAACGGAACCAAACCAGAGGCUGUGGAUGUAACCUUUGCAGACUUCGAUGGUGUCCUUUACCACAUCUCCAAUCCCAAUGGGGACAAGACCAAAGUGAUGGUCAGCAUUUCCUUAAAGUUCUACAAAGAGCUUCAGGAGCAUGGAGCUGAUGAGUUGCUUAAGAGAGUCUAUGGAAGCUCCUUGGUGUCAGCAGAACCUGGCUACAACGUCUCUCUUCUGUAUGACUUGGACAAUCUACCAGGCAAUAAAGACGAGCUAGUGCACCAGGCAGGGAUGCUGAAAAGAAACUGCUUUGCCUCUGUUUUCGAAAAGUAUUUCAAGUUCCAGGAGGAAGGCAAAGAGGGCGAGAAGAGGGCUGUGGUCCACUACAGAGAUGACGAGUCCAUGUACGUGGAGGCCAAAAAAGACAGAGUGACAGUUGUGUUCAGCACAGUGUUCAAGGAUGAUGACGAUGUUAUCAUUGGGAAAGUCUUCAUGCAGGAGUUUAAAGAGGGCCGGCGAGCCAGUCACACAGCCCCGCAGGUUCUGUUCAGCCACCGGGAGCCGCCGCUGGAGCUGAAGGACACAGAUGCUGCAGUUGGGGAUAACAUUGGUUACAUCACUUUCGUCCUGUUUCCACGUCACACCAAUGCUAAUGCCAGAGACAACACCAUCAACCUCAUCCACACUUUCAGGGACUACCUGCAUUACCACAUAAAGUGCUCCAAGGCCUAUAUACACACUCGUAUGAGGGCCAAGACGUCAGACUUCCUCAAGGUUCUCAACCGUGCUCGACCUGAUGCUGAGAAGAAAGAGAUGAAGACCAUCAGUGGCAAGACCUUCAUGCGCUGAUGCCGAGUCCAGUCCAGUGGUCCACACCACCGUGGUCAGAACCAAACACAGCGUGCUGCGACUCAACGCACCAUUGGACAGUGACAGGAAAAUGCCCCUCCCCUUCCCCCCCAAAAAGUGUCCAGUCUUAAUUUCUUUUAAUCACGUCACCGAAUAAUGAUGCUCCCCACAGCUACUGAGAAUUAUAAGUCCGCUAUAAAUAUAUAUAUGGAGAAAAGAACAUUUUUGAUACAAUAUCAUUUACUCUAUUGGUACUUUUGCAUAUGAUAUUCAGCCCCUCUCUGUCUUCUGAGCUUCAUGUCAUCAUCAUUUGGAAAAAAUAAAGGAAAAAAACCCUCAAACUUC
This is a messenger RNA of Synchiropus splendidus (mandarinfish), 1386 nucleotides long. It is a transcript of the gene arpc2, whose product is annotated as actin related protein 2/3 complex, subunit 2. NCBI's taxonomy places the organism in Eukaryota, Metazoa, Chordata, Actinopteri, Syngnathiformes, Callionymidae. Gene Ontology annotation, cellular component: actin cytoskeleton; Arp2/3 protein complex. The transcript has 10 exons. Gene Ontology annotation, biological process: Arp2/3 complex-mediated actin nucleation; actin filament polymerization. Bases 142 to 1041 code for a protein of 299 amino acids. Gene Ontology annotation, molecular function: actin filament binding; structural constituent of cytoskeleton. The record is from RefSeq and is a predicted model, not a curated record.